Molecule: messenger RNA, 948 nt
Organism: Onthophagus taurus
Lineage: Eukaryota; Metazoa; Arthropoda; Insecta; Coleoptera; Scarabaeidae
Source: RefSeq, a predicted model, not a curated record
CUUAGGUACAUUAAAUUCAGUAGAAACCUACACUUAUUUAGAAACAGAAAGUAGCACCAAAGAACCUCUAUUAAAUGUAGGCACUUACAAUUCUGUAAUAUACGCGUUGGCAAAUUUCUUUCAAACCGAAAGUCAACGUAAAAAACUGUUUCAUACAGAACUUCCAACUACAGAACCGAAAAUUUGCACAAAACUUAUCCAUAAAAGUGAUUUAAUUAAUAAAUGGUGUACACUACAACCAGACCCUGAUGCCGCCGUUGCAAGAAGAUCGCAACAUUUCUUUUAUGAUUUAUACAAUGAACGACCCAUCCAAGUUAAUUGUUAUUUAGGUCUAAAUUCAUUUUGGUAUUUGCUAAAAGCCAUGUUUCUUGGAUUUUGGAUUAUUAUAUUCAGUCAAUUUAAUCGUACACGAAAUUUAUUAUUCAAAUAUCCAAGUUCAUUUAGUAAUGGUUUGUUUACUCACGAGGGGCCAAGUGAAGAAAGACAAGAAGGUACAGUGGUGAAUGUAAAACUACGUGGAAAAGGAUGGUGGGGAAUGUCACAAAACACAGUUGCCCUGAUUGAUUCUGCACCAAAUAAAGAAAUAAUUGCUAAAGUAUCUGGAAGAAAUCCAGGUUAUGGACUAUCUUGUGCUACUUUUGCUAUUUCUGCAAUAACGAUUCUUACUGAAUCAGACAAAAUGCCCUCAACGGGAGGUGUUUAUCCACCAGGUGUAGCGUUUGCCCAAACAACUAUGAUUGAGAAAUUACAUCUAAAUGGAGUUAAAUUUGAAUUGAUUUCUAAAAAUUAAUUGUACCAGAUUUUCCUUAGGAUUAAGAUUUAAGAUGGAGUGUUUAUUAUUAAGAUUCUAAAGGUUAAAUUCUCUAGAUUGGUUGUAAAUUAGGGUAUAUUAGUAUUUUUUAUAUCAUGUACUUCAUAAAUAAUCUAAAAAUAAAUAUUAAAAUUUAA